GAUGUUUCAGUGAUGAUGAAGACACGGCACAUUUGUGUCCUUCUACCCAACAAACAGCACCUGGACUGUUGUGUCAGGGUGAGAGCCAAAGGCCAGGAGGUCAUGGACUCUGUGCUGCAUCAGUUCGGUGUCAGUGAUCUCCAAGUGUUUGGUCUGGGUGUCCUCAGAGAUAAUGAAUACCUCUUUUUGGAUUUGACAAAAAAGCUGAGCAAAUACUUCGGCAAAAGAUGGAGCAGAGGAUCUUUAAGGGUCCCGUUCAUCUUGUUUUUGAGAAUCCAGUUCUACGUGGGGAGUGGGCUGCUGAUAUUGAGCAGCAGAGUGCAGCAGCUGUACUUCGCUGAGCUGAGGCAGAAAGUGCUGCGUUCACAGAGCUGCCAUCAGGAAGCUCUGUUCUUCCAGCUGGCAGCCUCGGCACUCCAAGCUGAAGCCGGAGAUCUGGAACGGAGAGACGACGACGACAACCAGAGAAGAGAGGGGGGAGAGGAAAACGAGCCUUACUUCCUUCCAGAGGAUUACUUCCCUUCUUGGCUGAUAAAGCGCAGAGGCAGAAACUACCUCCUCCGGCACACUCCCAUGUUGCACAGCGAGCUGAGAGGUUUGUCCCAGAGCCAAGCUGUCCUUCAUUUUAUAAAAGAGUCCAGCAGGCUGCAGGRCGGAGCCGUGACCUUCUACAGGAUGAGACAGGACAAAAAGGAGAAGAGAAGUUCAGUUCUUUUUGGUGUAGCAGGAACAGGAGUCCAUGUUUAUCAGGAUGUGGAAGGAAAGCAUUGUGCCUUGUUUGAUUUGUCCUGGACUGAAAUCGACAAUCUAACUUUCCAGGGCAGCAGGUUUGAAAUGGCUGCUGUCGGUUCUCUGGGCCUCCCAAAGCUGGUCUACUACACUCAUUCUGCUUUCCACUCUGAACACAUCCUGAGGCACCUGAAGACCAGCCACCAGUUCCACAUCAGCACCAGGGAUGCAGCUGGAUGCGUCCAACAGCUGGAAGACAUGCAGGCCCCUCGCUUCCACAAAGAGGCCUACAUAUGUGACAUGACCGGGUUAAGACAGAGGCUCAGCUGCUCUUACCUCACUUCCUCCAUGUCUGACUGCAGCGCUGAGGUGGAAACAGUCUGGACUGAAGAGRAGGAGGAGGGCUCAUCRUCAGGUCGGCUAAAAAGAUAAAGUUAAAUUCACAACMGUUUCCAGCUGUAAAGUUGUGAGUGGAGUGUGUUUACUGUGUUGGCAGAGGCUGAGCGGUGGGUGGAUGAAACAGAAGAGGUUUUUGUUGAUAACCCAGCUGAGGUGUCCUGGCUGGCUGAGAUGCUCCAYGGUGUGUCUGUGGACGGGCCCUUAGUGUUACCUUCCUCCUACUGGGCAGCUGUCACCAUGGAAAUGAAACAGGUUCUGUGGAGGAGAGCGGGUGAAGGAGCAUCAGAGGCUUAAUUAAYAGCCAGAGACGAGAUUCAUCACGUUCUGCAGCUCGGGAUAAAAAAAAACACACCUGAUGUUUGUCUAUUAUUUCCUGAAUAUAUGAAAUAAAUAUAAAAUACAUCCAGUACAAAGUUAUCAAACCUACAAUGAAUGUUACCAAACCUUAUAUAAAAAAUAAAGAUUGAAAAUGUAAAAUUUAGGGUAAAGCUGUGAUGUAUGUUCUAUAUCAUGUGUAUGUACCGCUGCGCAUAACAAGGAAAAUACCUUCUUUUUUAAAACUUUUUUAUAGUAGAAAUUAUUCAUACUAUAAUAAUGAAUGUUGACGUAUUCUGUAAUAGAAUGUACAAAGGGAUUCWGUCCUUAAAAAUGUGCAUGAAUAUUGUCUAAUUCAUCUUUUGUGCUAUUCCACCUUUUGAAAGUUCAUUUUAUUUAAAUACUGCCUGGACUGAGAAAACUGCACAUAUACAAUAACCUAUGACUAACAAACUUCUCAGUGUAAUUGAAACAUCAGACUGGGUUAUCAGUAUUGUCUGACACACAUUUUUACAGUGGCUGUCCAAAGUAAUGACAUCAUUUAUGCCAGCCAGGCUAUUGCAAAAAUAAUGAUAGAUUUCUGAUAUUUGURUGAGCAUAUGUUAAGUAAAAUAAAUUAAUAAAUAAAAAGAUCCAUGAUUUA
This is a messenger RNA of Austrofundulus limnaeus, 2086 nucleotides long. RefSeq names its product FERM domain-containing protein 1. Gene Ontology annotation, cellular component: cytoskeleton; cytoplasmic side of apical plasma membrane. Lineage: Eukaryota; Metazoa; Chordata; Actinopteri; Cyprinodontiformes; Rivulidae. The record is from RefSeq and is a predicted model, not a curated record. Gene Ontology annotation, biological process: positive regulation of hippo signaling. The transcript is spliced from 12 exons. The coding region runs from base 13 to 1161 and encodes 382 amino acids.